AUGGCCACGACAAUUCCUGGUUCUCUGGUCAACAAGACCAAAAAGUUCUUCAUGGGAAUGCCGGCGCCGACCGGAUACGUGCCCGGAGUCGGUAGAGGUUCGUUUUCUUUUUCUAUCAGAUUUUCGUGCGCAAAGUUCCUGAAAAUUCCUCAUUUUUUCCAGGAGCGACCGGAUUCACGACCCGAUCGGACAUCGGACCGGCACGCGAUCCGACGGAACUGCCGGAAGCGGGACCGGUUGGACCGGCGCCACAAGGAACCGGAGCGCCGCCGCCGAAAAGAGCACGCGAGGACGAGGCGGACCCGGAGGAUCUGAACGAGGCCAACUACGACGAGUUCAGCGGCUACAGCGGGUCCCUGUUCGCCAAGGAUCCGUACGAUCAGGAGGACGAGGACGCCGACCGCAUCUACAAUGAAGUCGACGAUCGGCUCGACGAGCGGCACAAGGAUCGCAGGUGAUUUUCGGGAGUUUUAGAGUACCUCAAAAGAGGCACAAAAGCAUCAAAAAUCGCCGAUUUCGAGCCCAAGACGUGUGUGUUUACUCAACAAUAUGUUUGCAACCGAAAAGUGCCCCCCCCCUUUUUCUCCCCGUUUUACCCCAUUCAAACACUCGUUUUUUCAGAGAGAAAAAGUACAAGGAGGCCGUGGAGAAGUUCCACAAAGAACGACCGAAAAUUCAAGCUGGAUUCUCGGAUUUGAAGCGACAAUUGGCCGAAGUGAGUUUUUUGUGAGCAAAGUUGAAAUAUUCAUGUAAAGCGGCGGAAAUUUGCACAAAACGAUUUCUAAAUUGUGUGAAAAUCUAGUUUUUCUAUUAUUGCAGGUGACCGAGGACGAAUGGCAGGCGAUUCCGGAAGUGGGCGACAUGCGAAACAAGGCGAAGCGGAACGCGCGGGCGGAGAAAUUCACGCCGGUGCCGGAUUCGGUCAUCGCGAUGAAUCUGGGCUACGGGGCGAUGAGCCACUCGAUCGACGUGAGCAGCGGCAUGGCGACGCCCUUCAGCUCCGGCUUCAUGUCGACGCUGGGCGGUGCGGGAGGAAAAAGUGGUCUGCUGACGCCCGGCUGGAAGACGGGCAUCCAAACGGGCACCGCCACCUCGAACCUGGAUCUCGUCAAAAUCGGUCAGGCGCGAAACAAGAUUAUGGAUUUGCAACUGACGCAGGUCUCCGAUUCGGUGAGCGGCCAGACAGUCGUCGAUCCGAAGGGCUACCUGACCGACAUGAACUCGAUGUUGCCGCAGUACGGCGGAGAUCUCCAGGACGUCAAAAAGGCCAGAAUGCUGCUGAAAUCGGUGCGCGAGACGAAUCCCUAUCAUCCGCCGUCGUGGAAAGCGUCGGCGGCGCUCGAGGAGACGGUCGGCAAGAUCCAGACGGCCCGCAACCUGAUCAUGGAGGGAUGCGAGAAGAAUCCCGGAUCCGAGGACCUGUGGCUCUGCGCGAUCCGCCUCCACUCGGCCGAAUUGGGUAAAUCCAUAGUAGCGCAGGCGGUCGGAAAGUGCCCGAACAGCGUGAACCUGUGGUGCACAGCGGCGGAUUUGGAGCAAGACACGCGGGACAAGAAGAGGGUUCUGCGGAAGGCGCUCGAGCAGAUUCCGUCGUCGGUGAAGUUGUGGAAGGCGGCGGUCGAGCUGGAGGAACGAGAAGACGCACGGAUCCUCCUGACCAGAGCCGUCGAGUGUUGCAGCUCGUCCACUGAAAUGUGGCUCGCACUUGCUCGCCUAGAAACCUACGAAAACGCGCGGAAAGUACUCAACAAGGCACGCGAGCACAUUCCCACCGAUCGUCACAUUUGGCUUUCGGCCGCCCGUCUCGAGGAGACACGUGGCCAACGCGAUAUGGUCGAUAAAAUUGUCGCGAAAGCGCUGAGCUCCUUACGCGCCAACCAAGUAGAAAUCAAUCGGGACCAGUGGCUGAAGGAUGCGAUCGACGCGGAGCAGGCGAAGUGCCCACUGACGUGCCAAUCGAUAAUCCGAAAUGUGAUCGGACUGGGCGUCGAGGACGAAGACAAGAAGACGACGUGGCUGGCGGAUGCGGAGGCGUUCGAGAAGGAGCAGGCGUUUAUCUGCGCGCGUGCCGUCUUCGCCGUCGCCCUUCAGGAGAUGCCGCGGAAGCGCGACGUCUGGGACGCGGCGAUUCAUUUCGAGCGCGAGCACGGAACUCUCGACGAGCACGAGCGCAUUCUCAAGAAGGCGUGCGAGCAGGUGCCCGAAGUGGAAAACUAUUGGUUGAUGCUCGCGAAGCUGCGAUUUGUGAACGCGCGCAUUGACGAAGCGCGCGAUACACUGAUGGCGGCGUUCGAGAAGCACGGCCAUCAGUCGGAGAAGAUUUGGUUGGCGGCGACGAAGAUCGAGAUCGAGACGGAUCAGUUUGACCGCGCGCGAGCACUUUUCGCAAAAGCACGGGCUCGAGCCCCGAGCUCCCGUGUGUGGGUCAAGAAUGCCACGUUCGAACGGUGUCUGGGGAAGUUGGAGGAGGCGAAACGGCUGUGCGAGGAGUGCAUUCGGACGUACGACGGAUUCUACAAAGCGUUCUUGCUCCUCGGACAAGUACUCGAGCAGAUGGGCGAUGUGGAGGCGGCACGGAUGGCCUACACGCAGGGAGUACGCGUUUUUUGUCGCUUUUUCACCCAGAAUUUCUCAUUUCAGAUCCGCAAAUGUCCGAGCAUCGUUCCACUGUGGAUCCACUUGGUGCAUCUCGAAGAAUCGGUCGGCCAAGUGGUCAAAGCGCGCGGAGAUCUCGAGAAGGCGCGCCUACGCAACCCGAAAAACGAGGAUCUGUGGCUGGAGUCGGUCCGAUUUGAAAAACGACACAAUCAUCCGGAGAUGGCGAGGGAACGCAUGAACAGAGCACUUCAGGAGUGCCCCAACAGUGGUACGUUUCGGGUUUUUUUGCAAAAAACUUCAGCUGAAAAGAAAAAUAAAAUUUUGGAUCGAUUUUCGAGUUUGGUGCUAAAAAUGCUUUGAAUUUCACACAUUUCUUUGUCAUUUUUGCUGUUCGAACGCUCAAAUGCGCGUAUUCAAAAUUUUCGGAACAAAACGCCCAUUUCACACAUUUUUUGGUGUCUGAGAGUCCGAGAACACCCCCGGAUUUGUACAUUUCCGACACUUUGGCACUUUUGGCGCCGCUCACAAAUGCACACAUAAUAACGGGCAAUUUGUUGCAGGAAAGCUGUGGGCGGACGCAAUUUGGAUGGAAGGACCGCACGGACGACGCGCCAAAUCGAUCGAUGCGCUGACAAAGUGCGAGCACGACGCGCACGUCAUCAUCGCCGCCGCACUCCUCUUCUGGAGCGACAGAAAGGUUUGAACACUUUUAUCGAUAAUUUACACUCAAAAAUGGGGUUUUCUAGUGAAAGACUGGGUCACAAGCAUUAUAGAUGUGGAUUGAAGUAUUUUGGGUCCAAGUUUCAGACGGAUCCGAUCAUAUAGUCCAUGUGGAUCAGAAAGAAAAAGCCACAAUUUUUUGUAAAAAAAAAACCGGCCUUUUCCUUUGAUUCAUAUAUCAGGACCGGAUAAUCGGAUCGGUCUGAAACUUGAACCCAAAAUACUGCAAUCCAUGUCCAAGAAGGCUGCAAAGAUUGGGCCCGAUCGGAUUAGUGCAACGCCUCUCCAGGCUUUUGACUGGACCUGGCUGGAAUCUUUGCAAGUCCGAUGAAAACAUUCAUGUUUCAAAGUAAACUGUAAAACAGUGAAAACUACAUCCAAUUUUGUCCAUUUCCAGAUCAAGAAGGCGCGCGAUUGGUUCCAGCGGGGCGUGAACGUCGACGCGGACAACGGCGACUACCUUGCGCAUUUCUUGGCGUUCGAGCAGAUUUACGGAAAAGAAGAGCAGCGACGGGCGGUCAUUGAGAGGGCGAUUGCGGCGGAACCGCGCUACGGGGACCUCUGGCAGCCGAUCGCCAAGGAUCCGGCCAACUGGCGCAAGACGAAGGAGGAGAUUCUGAUGAUGACCGCCGCCCGCAUCACCGUUCCCACAUGA
This is a messenger RNA of Caenorhabditis sp. 36 PRJEB53466, 3973 nucleotides long. The record is from the annotation of a GenBank genome assembly. Lineage: Eukaryota; Metazoa; Nematoda; Chromadorea; Rhabditida; Rhabditidae.